Molecule: messenger RNA, 703 nt
Organism: Olea europaea var. sylvestris
Lineage: Eukaryota; Viridiplantae; Streptophyta; Magnoliopsida; Lamiales; Oleaceae
Product: 40S ribosomal protein S20-2-like
Exons: 4
Coding region: 121-489 (122 amino acids)
Biological process (GO): translation
Cellular component (GO): ribosome; cytosolic small ribosomal subunit
Molecular function (GO): structural constituent of ribosome; RNA binding
Source: RefSeq, a predicted model, not a curated record
GUAUAUAAGCUCAACUAACACUCCAGUUGCUCAUUUUUCCAAAUCGUCGAAUCGCAAAGCUCUUACGCAUUCCCAGCACCGCAGCCGUGCCCCACCUCUGAAGAAAAGAAAAGGGAAAUUAUGGCGUACGCAGCGAUGAAGCCGACGAAACCUGGAUUGGAGGAGCCUCAGGAACAAAUUCACAAGAUCCGUAUCACUCUCUCCUCCAAAAAUGUUAAGAAUUUAGAGAAAGUGUGUGCUGAUUUGGUACAUGGUGCCAAGGACAAGAGGCUUAGAGUCAAGGGACCAGUGAGAAUGCCCACCAAGGUUCUUCACAUCACUACUAGGAAAUCUCCUUGUGGUGAAGGUACAAACACAUGGGAUAGAUUUGAACUCCGAGUUCAUAAGCGAGUGAUUGACCUGUUCAGCUCACCUGAUGUGGUUAAGCAGAUUACUUCAAUUACUAUUGAACCCGGGGUCGAGGUUGAGGUUACUAUUGCUGAUUCUUAGAGUUGCCUUGCUUUUAUUUACAUUUCUAUCUUUUGUUGGCAUUUUGUUAUGCUGCCCUAGUGGAAGCUUAGAAGUUUCUUUUCUACGUUCGAUGUCUCCAACUAAUGGGCUCAAGUCUUGUAGCAAAAUUGUCAUCAGAGUUUUGCCAUUUAUAUGCUUUUGAGUUGAAAUGACUUAUUUGAGAAAUGGAAGCUUUGUUAUUUUUUCAUUUACC